AUGAUUUCAACAUCAAGUUUGGGCGAACAACCAUCCAUUCCACCAAAAACUUCGAUUGCGAAAACUGGUCACAACGUUCAAUCUCGCGUGGAAGUUUUGACGAGUGAUGUGGAGGUCAAAAAAGACCCGACAGGGCAACGGCCUCUUCUUGGUGAUGAUAGACUCUAUCUCCCUGACAGCGAACUUUACCUCACGACCACCAGGUCUGGCAAACCAGCCAUUGCCCGCUGUAAGAAUCAUGAUAUCCUACGUCAUCAUGGUUUCGAUCUUUUGGGACAGAGCUUCGGUAUUCCAUCACGCGCUGACUUCGAACGGGGCCGGCGUCCGACUAUCGUCGUUCCAAAACAAAGAUCAAGAUCAGCUUACAGCGUUCCCGCUCCUCGAGUGAUCGAAAUCGGCUCGGAUGACGAAGAAGGAAACACCGCAUCAAAGGUCGAACAUAUUGAUGAUUGCGUCGACCAAAGCUCUUCUGGGUCAUCGUCCCGCUCUACCACUACUCUGAAAGGUAUUUUGCGUUCGCCCAGAGCUGUAGUCGAACAGGAGCCUCUACAAACCGCUUCUCCUCCACUGAUUCAACCGACCCAUAGGAUCAGACGACGCCGCUGCUCAUUCUCGCACCCGCCGCCUAUCGAGCGGUCGAGAUUUGCCGUAUGCGACUCCGAAGAUGACGGCUUCCCUGUAGAGUAUAAUGUGCCACUAGACUCGCCAGGUGCCUUCUAUACACCGCUAGCCUCUCCGCAUCACCAUGUCAUUACCGGUACCAUGCCCAAUUACCAUCAGCCCGUUACAGCGAGCCAACUCCCCUCCGUGGCCUGGCAUAGUGGUCCCAGUAGUCAUCCUCCGAGUUCCGCUUCGAGCAACCUCUCCAGUAACGUACUGCCCCAACAGACACAGCCUUUCGGUAUUCAAUACCAAAAUGUACUGGGAUUUGGUACUUUACAGCCAGCUCCAAUGGGUUCGAUACCACAUAUGCAGCAGCAAACAACAGCUUCUAUACUAUACCCUCAACCCGGAUUCAUCCCACCUCCACCUCCGUUGCCACCUGGUACAAUACCACUCAAUACUCAGCCUGCAACGGGGAAUAUCGGGACUGUUCAUGUCAUGGCCAACGAGGAAGAGCGCAUCAAGAAUCAUUUCGAAUCUGUUGUCAAGCCCCAACUCGCUAGUAACCAUAAACAACGCAAGAAACCAAAAGAGCAGGCUCCAGAAGACGAGCAGCCGCAGGCUAGUGUCGAAAAGUACAAAGAAGGUAUGAAAAAACUGGAGCAGGAAGCACCACCAGGCACUGGAAUACCAGCCAGUCAAGAGAUGCUGAAAGACCUACCACCGAAGGUUUCUUCCGACAGAUUGAUGGCGUACACUCAUGUUUGCGCUGGAUGCGGAAAGACAAGAUCUCAAGGUUAUCAUAUGACGCACCUUUUGAAUAAAGGGGAAAAGCCCGAGGCCGAUUACUGUCGUCGAUGCAUUGUCAAUGCCGAGUACACAGACUCUGAAGCAAUAGAAAGUCCCCCUGAGAAGAAGAUCCUCAUGACGCCUGGAAUUUCUGUCAAAGACAACAGCCACGGGUUGCGCACGCCUACCAGCACUGCCGAGGCUGACAAGAGUGGCCAUCGAAAGAUAUCACAUAGGAAACGCAGUAGUCGGGGCAGUCUCUUGAAAACUGUCUCCUCAAUUCUGUCCAGUGGUAGCCGUAGUAGACGUGCCGUUUCGCUUUCGAGUCCUGAAGAGGCAAGUUCCCGAGGCUCGUCUCGUACGGGGGCACCCAGAGUCCACCGGCCAGACCCGACUUCGUCUAAGGCAAGAUCAAACAGAAUAUCCCAACAGCGAUCGUCACUUUCCAAGGCUUCUGCCGAGAGGUUCAAGCCGUCGGCUUCACUUCAAGCAACCCAGAUGACUGUUAACCCCACUGAUAAUUCCCAAGGCGGAAACCACAGCCAACGAGAGUUGCAUCGUCCUCGAUCACCUACAAGAAGGACACGAGCUGCGCCAAACCCAUAUUCAAAUACCAUGUCGCGACUAAAGAUACCCAACUCAUCACAUUCUCGGGUGCCUAACUUCUCAUAUAAGUCAAGCCCCCUCGUACCAUCGACUAAAAACGUGCAAGAAGGAGCAUCUGGGCAUUUAGACCCCUGGUACCGGCAAUCGCUCGCUCAUACUGAGGCUUCAGAGACCGAGGCGUACGCCGGAAACUCAGAAGCUAAUAAGUCCCAUUGUAACAACCACGGUACCACUUCUUCUGGAAAUAUAUUGCCUUCUGAUCAGCCUGGUGGUCAGAUUGGCCAUGGUUUCAAGACCGCAGGCUCCUAUCCAGGACCUGAAUCAGCCUUAGUUGAGCGGGCGGAUUCUGUUGACCAUCUCUUAGAACAGGCAAAUGUUCAAAGCAGUCCAAAUAGAUCCCAUGUUUCACAGAAUCAUGGUGGGUGGGAUUCACUUGGCAUCUUCAACAAAGCCCCCGACUUGAAGAAGCCCUUAGACGAUCAUGGUGGUGACACUUGGAAUGAUGUACCCAUCGAUAUUGGUGAAAGUGGACACAAUAGUCGCCACUCUGAAGCUGGUAGCGGUGACUCCAGUAAGGGGUACAGUAAUUCACCUAGUUAUGAAGGACAAGACCUUUUCGACCAGGCUCCCAAUUCCAAUGACCCACUCGGACAAUCAUCUGUGAGAGAAGCUACCGGUUUUGGGAACGCUUCUCUGCUCGGAGACACAAGUAGCCGAAGCAACAUCGGUAUUCCGGACCCGGGCAGUAGGAAGUCAAGAAAGAGGCCCGAUCAGAAGUCAGACCACCAAUGCGCUGGAACUUUUGACCAAGUACCCAACCUCAGAAACGUCUUUGAUCAUCCACAAGCAGGAGGAGCCGCCCAAAACCAUGACAACCUCAAAAUUGGCGGUAGCUGGCGUGAGAGCGGAAGCCACGGUUCGUCCAGAAGAGAGGUUAGCAAUGAGGCCACCUUGCAUGAAGCAACCGGGACAUUUAACCGAAAUCCCAACUUCAGCGAUAUUUUCAAGCGUCCACAGCCAGAUGGCGGUGGGUUUAGCAAGGCAAAGCUUGAGCCUUGUGAUAGUCCCUAUCGUAGCCAACAUUCUGGCUCGUCCGGACAAAAGUCUGAUACGAAGACUCGCAGCCACGCUAUAAGCACCCUAAAAAUGGCUCAGGACGAACGAGGCAUCGAGUCGGAGCCUGAGCUAUCGCCAGAUAAAGAUGCAUUUGACUCGUUGCCGGCCACACCCCUUGAUACUACUUGGGGAAACGAGUUUGAGCCUCGCCCGUACGUCCAAAACGACUCAUGGGAAUACAAUCAAAGUCACUUCGAGCAACAAGCCGAACAAAUGGUAGAGCAGAUGGUCGAAGAUGAACUCAUGCACGCCGAAUCAUGUGCUUCGGAUGAGGAACGGACCGACGGGAACGCGCGUUAUCAACUUUCAAAUGAGUCGGAAAAUGAGGGCUCAACCGCGUUUGACAAGGAUGACAUCAAACAGCUCGAGUUUUUGAGCCAUGAGCGGCCGCAAUCCCGGAGAAGUUCAAAUAAGAGCCACUCCAGGAGUUCUCGCGAUCACUCCCAGCUAUCAUCAAAACAUUAUUCUCAUACAGAGGCUUAUGCGAAGAGUACAAGAAGCCAUGCUUCUUCAAGGAAUAACAUGUAUGAGUAUCCCGAAGACAACAACCGGUCAACCGUUUCGAACAAGUCAUCGUUCGACUUUCUUCCUCCAGCGGAGGGAUCUUCUGUCCUCGCCCACACUGGGCAUUCAGGGGACAACAUCGCAAAGCUCGGCACAUUGCACGAUAACACCUCGACUACAUCUUCGACUCGGCCGCUUCGCCGCCGCAUUCGCCGUUUUGGUUUAUGA
Molecule: messenger RNA, 3846 nt
Organism: Truncatella angustata
Lineage: Eukaryota; Fungi; Ascomycota; Sordariomycetes; Amphisphaeriales; Sporocadaceae
Exons: 7
Coding region: 1-3846 (1281 amino acids)
Source: RefSeq, a predicted model, not a curated record